Molecule: messenger RNA, 7691 nt
Organism: Homarus americanus (American lobster)
Lineage: Eukaryota; Metazoa; Arthropoda; Malacostraca; Decapoda; Nephropidae
Gene: pkaap
Product: A-kinase anchor protein 10, mitochondrial-like
Exons: 9
Coding region: 114-2171 (685 amino acids)
Biological process (GO): intracellular protein localization
Cellular component (GO): plasma membrane
Molecular function (GO): protein kinase A binding
Source: RefSeq, a predicted model, not a curated record
UUGCUCCAAGCCUUUCCUGACUUAAUAUCAAUGUUGUUCUUUCUCGGUCGGCUGUGGACAGGAAGCGAGUUAAUUAGGAAUGAAACGUCAUUUUCUAUGACAUUUACCACGAAAUGUCGUCAUUUUGGAAGAAAUUUCGUGGAGCUGGGGGAGGGAGUCCAAACCAUGUGGGCCCUCACCACAUGAGAGAAAUCCCUCCACAGCUUCUACAACAGGGUGCUGCCUCCUCUGUGUGGCAAGGUCCUGAUGCCUCUACAACCCACCCACCCCACGGCACCCCCUCCUCGACACACCUCAUCACUCAAGCUGACGAACAACUGUUUAUGGGUGAUUUUGGACGAGAAAGAGUAGAUCCUCUUCUCAUUCAGUCACAGUUUGUAAAGACUGUGGAGGACAUUCUUAAUAGUCCCUCAACUUUACCAUACUUCCUUCAGUUUCUACAAGGUUGGGGAGCAGAUAAGUAUGCACGGUUUUGGUUGGAAGCCAAAAGCUUCAGAGCUGCAGCUGUGACACGCAUUAACAAUCAGGACCUGAAAGAGUCAUGUGAUAAUCCCGCUUCCAUGAUUGGUGAUAUAACUGUUAAAUUUAAUGAAGAAAAUGAUAAAUAUCUUGAAAUGGAUCAGAGAAUACCACUUGACAAAAAUAGUGAACUCAGUAAUACACAAUCACAUGAAAAAAGAAAGACAGACUCCUCCAAGGACAAAGGUUUAGUACUACCAGAUCUAGUUAGCAGUAUUAAAAAUGCCAGAGACGUUACUCCCCUCAACACUCCCGACGGUAGCACCUCUAAUGUGUUAACUUGCCAGACUCGAACUUCUCAACAAGAACCAGUUAGUGUUAGAGAAAAAGAAUUUACGAUAGUUCCACAAAAGGAUAUAGAAUUAAAACACGGCCACAGUGCACCACGGGACAGAAGUGCGGAUGAGAGAAAUGUCUCUACUCCAAGUGCCUCAAAUUGCCUCAGAGAUAACAACCUGAGACAGAACAUAGCAGACGAUGCCAUGAGAAUAUUCAACAAAUACCUAACAAAGGAAGCUGAACACUCAGUUGGAGUAAAUGUUGCCACUGUAGGUAACAUACUAAAAAAAAUUUCUGUUGUACAGGAAGAUAUAGAUCCCAGCUGUUUCAUGCCUGCUCAGAAGAUAGUGUUCAAUGCCCUGGAACAAGAGUUUUUGCCCAAGUUCCUGGCAAGUGACUACUACCUCAAACACCAAAUUGAUGUGCUCACCAGUGGCUCAGUGAGACUGGCAGACAUACUCUAUAGUGAUUCAGCUUUUCCUUAUUUUAUGGAGUACGUGGAACAGGAGGGUGGACGGAGCAUAUUACAGUUUUGGGUGGCGGCGUCAAACUUUCGGCAACAGCUGAUGGAGCAAGCGGAUAUUUCUGACCCAAAGCAGGCACAAGCCGACGCCAUGAUCCUGUAUGAUAAAUACUUCUCCCUUCAAGCAAUGUGUCCUUUAGGGUUCAGUGAUAGGUUAAGGUUUAUUGUGGAAGGAAACAUCUGUCGUGAGGAAGGACCACUACCUUCCUGCUUUGAUCUGCCUCUUAGAGUGGUACUACAUAGAUUAGAGAGGGAUUUCUUGGUGGGAUAUUUGUCCUCCAAUCUUCACAUCAAGUACCUGAGUGAAUUGAUCAACACUGUCAAAACCAGCGUGGAACUUCUAGGCCGUAAAAAACGAUCUGGGUCAGAAAGUACUUGUAGCAGUGAACAGAGCAGCAGCCAUGGUGGUAUCAGCACCCAGAAUACACUCCUAGCCAUGGACACGUCAGUAUCCAACCGUUUCCGAAACUUAGAUGAUCCCACCCUUGCCAUGAGGAUAGAUGAAGCUCAGAUCACUGACCCCGACUCACUCUGGCGUAGGAAGAAUUUCAGCAAAAUGAGUUGUGGUUAUAUCAACGAGCUUGGAAGAUUUGAGUCGGAUCUUCAGCCAGAGCCAGACCGUAAGACCGAGUCUAAAAUAUCGAGAACACUAAAGAAAUUUGUCAACAUGGAUGAGGAUAAGGUUAAAGAAGACAUAGCAUACAAAGUUGCAGAGAUGAUCAUUAAGGACGUUACCAGCGUGACCCUCGGCUCCCAGCACAGUAGUAGGUCUAGUGUGGAGUUCUCGGCUCCUCCACUUUCUCCAUCCUCAGUCUCUCAAGAUAAUCUCAGUGAUGUCUUCCCCUCAUGAUGGGAAGCAGUAUUUCUAUUAAUUUUGCACAUUAUCUAAAACUUUCCAUUUCUAUUGUGAAUAUCAUAUUGCCUCACCAUGCAGUACUCAUCUACUACACUAUGUUGGCAUAAAGGUAAAGGUUUGUCUUGGUAUUCUCCGACUUGUUUUUAUUAAUCUGAGACAGGUGAGUGUGCUUGUUAAUAAGACAAUGAUAUUUCCAUCAGCUUUUGAGUCUAUGAUAAACGUUUUUAAUGCUUCCCUUUCAUAACUACAACACAGUGUAGCAGAUGCUGCACUACCUUUUUUUAUAAAACUCAUUUAUUUCUCAUUCAUAUAAGAUGUUGAGUAAUCAUUUAGAAAAUGUAUAUACUGUAUACUUAUCAUUCCGACGUCAGCCUUUAACGUGCGGUGUAAUAGGAAAUUAUGGAUAAUCAUAUUUUUAUUCUUUCACUUGAAGGUUAAGAUAUUGGUCACCAAAGUAAGGAAAAAUAACAAGGCAAGAUAGCAGAGUAACCAAGUACAGUACAAUACACCACAGUUUUGUUAACCAUUGGUUUAUUAUUCAGAUAAUCUUGCCAGUUUAAGUUGCCCAUAUGGUACAGUAUAUCUAAGAUGUCGUCUUUAAUAUUUUCACGUGUAAUAAUGUGUAAAAAUCUCAAAGCUUCAGUUUAAAAUUCUUAACAUGUUUUGAUGACUAAUCACAAUCAAGAAAAAGGCUUAAGAGUUUUAUACAGCCUAGUUGGAUGCAUAGUUACAGGUACAUUCAUGCACAGGUGCACAUGUGCCCCUUUACCUAAGAUGCCAAAGUCAGUCUUACAUACUGUACUAUACAGUAUUGUAUUAUGUUCACAUUCAUUUAUCAGAGGAGGUUUUUAUGGAACAGUAAGACAUUGAGGUGAUUUUAGUAAAAAAAAAAAUUGGGGGGCAAUAAUUUCAUCUUUUUAUCAUAAAAUAUUAUCCAAAGAAUGAAUGAGGUGGAGUGUGUAACUAAAGUAAAAAUGAACAAAUGAGUUUGAAUGUGUGUUUAUAAUCUUGUGUAUAAUAUGUAUAUAGGAAAUUAUAUACUACUGUAUAUACUCCAGUUUUAGUUAAUGAUCUGAAAAUAAAGAUCAAGAACAUAACUUUAGUUUGUUAUAUGUUUGAGGAUUUGAUAAUAGAGAGAUUAGCCAGUGGAGAUACUGGUUUGUUUCUCAGUCAGGGAACAAACCAUCUCUCUUCUACAACUGGCACGUAUCAGCAUUAAGUAGAGCUAUUUAUAAUAUAUAUACAGUAUGAACAAAGUGAUUAGUGGAUAUAUUCUUAUUAUAACUUGUUAGAAUUAAUGGUAGUGAGGUGUACAUUUCCAGAACAUAGGUUGUAAGACCUGCCAAAGGUAUCUCUAGAUACAAAACCAAUGUUGCUUUAUUGUUACUCUACCAAGGCUUGUAUUGUUAAGAUUUGAGGGAUCAUUUUAGGGGUUCAAAAAUAGAACAAUACUGAUUUAUUCAUAGAGCUUGUUUGUGUCACUGAUAUCGGGGUUAUGUCAACUUAAAACCCGUGAACUGACCCUUAAAUGUAUAUAAAUUGACAUGAGUUGGGGAUAUAUAUUUAUUUCUCCAACCAAGGUAAAUUUUUGUACAUGUUUAAAGGUCAGUUCAGGGGUUCAGAGUUGUCAUAACACCGAUUUUUAAGCUCAUGGACACAUUGUAGACAUCCUUACACACACACAGGCUCCAGUAUUGUUCUACUUUUGAAGCCCUGACAAUACCUUUUGGAUGUGUUCUGUACAUUUCACCAACUCACUACAGGUUCAACUUGAAAUUCUAUCAGUGAAGUGACCCAAAGGUAUGUACAGUCCCCCAAGAAUGUAUCGUUAGUCAUGGGGUCGAUGUGAUUCGAGGCUUUCUGAGCAAUGUUACUUGACCUGUUUCUGAACAAUUGGUAGUUCUACAUCCGCGAACUUUUAGCAUGAAUGAGUAUACUGUAUACGUUUUGAAACGAUGUGAAUCCUCCAAGGCUUUAUAUCGUAAAUUACACGACUCUGAUUGGGUCGUAAAUGGACAUCAAUGCCAUGUCAGUCAUCAACGGGAUCUUACAUUGAAUGGAAUGAGGAAUUAUCAGGGAGACAUCGCAAGAUGUGCUAUCAUGCCCUUCACAACAAGGGUAUACGUAACGCUAAGAUAGCAUGACCAACUGGGGUGAGCGAACUCACAGUAUCAAGAUGAGUUAGGCACCAUGAAACAACUGCUGCCACACUGAAACUUACAACCAUAAAUGUUUUACUACAGGUGGACAGGGGGUUCUGUUGCCUUCAAGUCCCUUGAUGUUAAACCAAUGCGAUUUACAUAUCAGUAACAUGGCAGAUCCCAUGUAGACCGAUAUGUUGUAUAUUGCUGUAGCUAUUCACUUGAAUAUCAAGUACUAUUUGCUGAGUCACUCUUCAUAAAGCAGACAUAUUGUGAACAAUAUGAGUAGGCAUAUUGUGAAACUUAGCAUGAAUGAAACUUUGUUAUUAAAAUGUCAUAAUGGUGAAAUGUCUAUUUUGAGGUCUGUCUCAGUCUCAGUUAUGAUAUUCCAAAACAUUUCCAUUUAAUGUAUAUUUCAGUGUUAUUGUAAUCAUCAGUCAGUGGCUUGAUUACAUAUGCCUUGCUUCUUCCCAUUAUGAUUCAUACAAUAAUAUAGCUUUAUGAGUUCUUGUUAUAUUGAAGUGUCUAGUAUGCCAUACAAGGACAACACCCCCCCCCCCUAUCCUACCUCCAUCUCUAGCUGUUGUUGAAAUGGUGAGCAGGCUUACCAACUUAUAAUGAUGCACUGGGGGUCAUAUCAAAGCAUUUCGUCUAGUGUUUCAGAUUGUAGCGAUGGAAAAUCUAAAUACUUUUUGGGGACUGUACAUAUAGUUAAAUAUCUCGGUGAAACAGCUUUGUCAUUCUGCCCUUGUACUGUACUGUAUAAGCCACAUGCAAAGUCUUGACUGGCAUAUCUUCACGCAUGUCUAUAUCUGGCCACCACUCGAGGGCCUUUAUCACCUUUUCUUAAAUUUAAGUGAGUGAUACAUAGAAUCUCCAAAUAUUUCUGUUGCAUUAACUAAACUAUUAAGUACUCAGCAGUAAUCCCCUAAGCUUUGCUCUACAAUUACUGACGUUUGAUAACAUUAAAGAAAGUGAUGGAGUGUCCACCUGAACUUAUAUGUAAGAAUGCGAGAGAAGAAUAAUUGUUAUCUGUGAUAGUACACGAGGUAGGGGGAGGAGUUGGAUAUAGAUUGACAAGAGUGAACAAGUAUUUACCAUAACUACAUCAGUGUAAGCCAAAAUAUGUCGAGUGAAUGAUUUACGGAGUUAUUCAGGAUAAAGAUUCUCAAAGGUUCAUGCAGUACAAGUAAUUUUCCUUGUAACUGAAAAAUUAAGACUGCAACUUACUGGUUGACUGAAGUUAAAAUACAAAAAUAACCUCACAAUCUACUGUUCUUUGAAUGAACUUUUGAGGAUCUGGAUUCAGGGUUUGUAUUCAUGGAGAAAGCUGAUAAAAAAAGACAAAGCUGAAAUGGUAAACACGACAGUGAAAUUAAACUAUUAACCCUCUCGCACAGGCACUAAUCUUUUAAGUUUCCGUGACCACAACAAAAGUCACAUAGGACCACUUACAUGAGGUCUGGCCUUCUACGUUCUGCAGUCAAAUUACCCACAAGAUCUUUUGUUUUCACGAUUUAUACAUCAGCAGAAAAAGUAAGAUGGGAAUAAGACUAUUUUUUCACUCCAAAUAAAGAAAAAAAAAGUGUUCCCAGCGUCAUAUCUCAGACCUACCAAAUUAUACAGUUUUAGAAGUGGAAUUUUAUGAGCUUUCCAACAGUAGCUUUGGAAUUUUGAUAUGAAUAAUAGUGGGGAGGGUGGGAGUGGAGAUAAAGGGACAAACGCCACCUACCAGCACUGCUGACGGGAGGAAACUGAUCGACAGCGAAACUCCACCAGCGUUUUGGUACUUUCUAGAAGUUUCCCUCACAAGAUCAUACAAUCAUCUAUGACACACGAAAAUUUGGCGCAAUUAUCUUUUUCUUUUUAGCUUAAUGAUGCAAUUCACAUCAGCAAUGCAAAUAGUUCUACCCAAUGAUUUAGCCCAAUUUGUAUCAUAAUGCGCAACAGGGUUAAGGCUUAAACUAUGUAGAGGGUGUCACAUAGGUCCCCCACCAUAGGAAAGUUAUUUUUUUUUCCUUAUUCAUUUGAGGGAAUCAUAACAAAGACAGCAAACAAAUUAACACUAGAAGGAAGAGUCUGUUUAAUAUUGAUGUAUGGAAGCCAGAUGCUACACACAUGCAAAGAAUUUUUUUAUGAACAACACCUGUAUCCCUGGAUGUUGUCCAUUAAAUUAUUUUGCACCUGAUUGGUGUGCUGUCUGUUGAUUUUUUACGAUUCCCUCAAUUAAAUAAGAAAAAAAAACUAAUAUUCCUUUGGUGGGGGACCUACAAGACCCUGUACAAUAGUGUUUGACUGCCAGGCUGCCAAAAUUACCUUGGGCUGUAAUAUAAAUGUAGCUAAGAAAACUAUUACAAUAUUGGUAAAUAUAUCUUCACAUGGUAGCGAUCCCAUAGUUGGAUGAAAAUAAGAUCUACUUACAGUGCCCAUCAAAAAUAUGUAUUUCAAGUAGUGAAUGUGGUUGGAAUGUAGAGGACAACCCCUUACAACCUGUGAACUUGACUAUUUGAGCAAAGGUAAUGGCUGAGGUUUGAUAUUAUUUGUAUCUUUUAAAGAAAACUUUGUUAAUUUUUUUUUAACUUAUUGUAGUUUACAUAUCAUUAUACUGUUGUGCCUAUCAAAUGAACUGGAACUUUUGUAGUCAUUUGUUCUAUCAGUUUGGUUUUAGACCUUUGUCUGGCUCUGUGCUGCUCUUGUACUAUCAAGUAACUCAAUGGGUUGAAAAUGCAUUAACCCUCAACUUGUGACUGAAAGGAAUUGUUUAAAUUGUUUGCACCAGCUAUCUAUAAAGUCGUUACCAUCAAUGUUUACAGCCAUUUUGGAUUAAAGGAUUAUCACUUAAGGCUGAAAGUGUGCUAUGCAAUCCUCACUUUGUUUUGGUUACACACUGUCAUUUCUUGGGUUGGUCCUCAGUUUGCCUCACCUUGUGGAAGGGGUUCCCAGUGAACCACAGAACUAGUUACAGUAUCAGGUUGUGGAAGAGAGUGACUUUCAUGUCUAGUUAGGUGGGAUUGCCAGUCAAGCCCAGUGUUCUUUGGUUGAUAGUGUUAGUGGAGGAGUAAUGCUUUCUCCUCCCCUGGGUUGGCUACAUGCACUGUAAUCAUAUCAGAACUCACCGAUGAAAAUAUAGUAAGAAAAGAAACAUCAAAACAAAUAACGCGGCAGCAGGUGUCUCGUCUAUGUUAACAAAAAGUACUUAAAUUGUAAUUAAAAUCAAAAGUUGUUGCCUCUUAAAUUAUUUACAAAAUGAUAAAAAAAUAAAAACAUCUUUCGUAAAAUGGACGGAAUUGAACAACUUCUAUCCACCCAGUUAUGGCCUGCACCUAUCUUAGUCACCCUAUCCACCCAGUUAUGGCCUGCACCUAUCUUAGUC